AUGAUUGAUACAAACACAACACCAAACCAAGAGCCUAGCCUCUGGAGCUUCGUGCUCGCAAUCCUUGGGACAAUAGUUGGACUUACUCUCGUCCUUCUUAUUCUCUAUCGAAUCAUUCAACGCAAACGACGAGAGAUGCUUCGUGAACGCAUCAACUCCGGAGAAGUCGACAUCGAGCAGCUGGCUUUGAAUCAACUUAAGGUCCCGAAAGAAACCGUGGAUAAGAUGCCGAUGUACACCUAUCUGGGCUUCACGGCAGAUCCAGAGGUAGAUGCUCCCAAAACUCCCGUGGAGACGGAGACCACAGAGGUCGACUCGAGCAGCACCACCUCCACGCCAACUUUGACCGAAGGACGGAGAAGCACAGAAAGUGACGGUGGGAUUAGAAAACCCGAACCAGCUGUGCUAAGGCCAGACGCCAAUGACUCAGAUGGCUCAAGUUCGUCGAGGAAUCCCUUCCGGCUGAGCCAUACCCAAACCACCUGCGCCAUCUGCCUUGACGAUUUUAUUGCUGGGACAUCAACAGUUCGGGAACUACCCUGCGGUCAUAUUUUUGACCCUGGAUGCAUUGAUGAAUAUCUCACAGAGACGAGCAGUUUUUGCGACAACGACAACCGACGACCCUGCUCAGCCGACAAGAUGGGUGCCCUCAAGUACGUCGAAGAGAUCCAGAAGAAGAAGCAGUCCGAUGUCAUUCGGUUCUUGCUCCGCGUUCGCUGCUGGGAGCUCCGCCAGCUGAACGCCAUCCACCGUGCUUCGCGCCCCUCCCGCCCCGACAAGGCUCGCCGUCUCGGUUACAAGGCCAAGCAGGGCUACGUCGUCUACCGCAUCCGUGUCCGCCGCGGUGGCCGUAAGCGCACUGCUCGCAAGGGUGCCACCUACGGCAAGCCCACCAACCAGGGUAUCAACCAGCUCAAGUACCAGCGUGCUCUGGCCGCUACCGCUGAGGAGCGUGUUGGCCGCCGCUGCGCCAACUUGCGUGUCCUGAACUCCUACUGGAUCAACCAGGACUCCACCUACAAGUACUUCGAGGUUAUCUGUGUCGACCCCCAGCACAAGGCCAUCCGCCGUGAUGCCCGCAUCAACUGGAUCUGCAACUCCGUCCACAAGCACCGUGAGGCUCGUGGUCUUACCGCUACCGGCAAGAAGUCCCGUGGUAUCAACAAGGGCCACCGCUACAACAACACCAAGGCCGGCCGCCGCCACACCUGGAAGCUCCAGAACACCCAGAGCUACUGGCGUUACCGUUAA
This is a messenger RNA of Penicillium cosmopolitanum, 1251 nucleotides long. RefSeq names its product 60S ribosomal eL15 domain-containing protein. The record is from RefSeq and is a predicted model, not a curated record. Gene Ontology annotation, cellular component: ribosome; cytosolic large ribosomal subunit. Bases 1 to 1251 code for a protein of 416 amino acids. NCBI's taxonomy places the organism in Eukaryota, Fungi, Ascomycota, Eurotiomycetes, Eurotiales, Aspergillaceae. Gene Ontology annotation, molecular function: structural constituent of ribosome; RNA binding. Gene Ontology annotation, biological process: cytoplasmic translation. The transcript is spliced from 6 exons.